AUGUCGGUGUUCGUUCUGUUCAAAUGCAGGGAAAGACAACCAUCAACGGAUGAAAGCAGGCAGCACAAGAGUGUUUGGGCUCAUUGCCGAGUCAAGCAGAAAGAAAGGCCCAAUACUAUGGCUGGAAAGGCCCAUGUCAAGCCAGCCCAUUCUUUAAAAAAAAAUUUCAAAGUAGAGGUCGUAGAAACUAGAACCCUACACCGGCUAGAGCCGCACAACAUUCGUCCUUCGGAUUUUACGGUUACUUACAGUUUUUGUUGUGUCUUCGAGGAGGGAGGAGAAGUGGCGGCUGCAACCGUUGCUUCCAUGGCUUCACAUUAUCAAAGUCAAUGGGAAUUCAGCUGUGUUUUUGCCUGCAGUGACUUUGAAGUAGAUUUUCAGUCGCAAGAGAAUGCUUCAAUUGUCUAUGCUGCGUUAGCCGUUGAUAAGGAGUUGCAACCAGAUAAGGUUCAAAGGCAAAUGACAGUCUCUGAUGGGAAGCUUUCAGUUCACUUUGAGGCAGUGGAGGCAAGAUUUCUUCGUGCGUCGUUGUCAGCUUUGGUUGACGUCCUUACGCUUGCUACAAAAACACUUGAAGAAUUUGGUCAGAAAAUGGCAUCGUGAUGAGCAAUUAUAAACUUAACUAAUCAGUGGCUGGCUCUCCUCUUAUUGUGAAAUGAACGACUCCAUUAUUGUUCCUAAGCUCAUUUCAUACAUAUAUUUGCUUAUUCGGUUAUUCCCAAUUAAAUUGUCAAUAAAUAAAUAGCCCUAAAAAUAAUUGCAUCCCGAACAGUAGGAAUUGUUAAUAAUGACUCCAAUAAUAGUUGGAUGACAUGUAUGAAGAACCAUAAAAACAGACUAGUAAAGAUUCAAUACAAAGAACACUCUCUCUCUGACUCCAUAUCGAUCGGUAGACAGGUUAUGCAACACUUGCAAAGAAAUAUAAAGAUACACAAUGAGAUUAAUCCGUUGUAGAGAAAACUAAAAUGUAAAGAAGUAAGAAAAUAAUAAUUGAGUAUC
Molecule: messenger RNA, 999 nt
Organism: Tripterygium wilfordii
Lineage: Eukaryota; Viridiplantae; Streptophyta; Magnoliopsida; Celastrales; Celastraceae
Exons: 4
Coding region: 1-603 (200 amino acids)
Cellular component (GO): EKC/KEOPS complex
Source: RefSeq, a predicted model, not a curated record